AUGCGAUACUCCUCAGCCGCCGCUUUCUUCUGCUCCUUAGCAGGCUCGGCCAACGGUCUACCUGCACCCGCACCCCAGGCGUCAGGAGCUUCUGGGCCUACAAUACCAGGUCCUGUUGAUCCCUCACAAGUUCUGAACAUGCCACUACCCUCAGGAGCAUCAGGCUCGUUGCGUGGUUCGGAAAAGUAUCUAGGGUACAACCCUUCGAACCCAGUCGACAUGAAGUCCACAGUCAUUCCACCCGAAGACUUCGAACUCGCACCCGGACAGUCGGAAGACGCAGACUUGGGAUUAUACAUCGACCUCACUAACGUAAAGAACCCGCAACCAAUUCGCGGUGGUACUACAGGGCCUACAGAGCCUGGCCCACGUACCCCAGCCUAUGAUCGGCUGAACAGCGACGUAUACGCACCGCCGCCCUCCGACAUGGGAGAGGUUAGCAACGCGAAGUGGCCAUUCGGUCUCAGCCACAACCGCCACGGCCUUGCAGGAGCAGGGUGGGCACGAUCUCAGAACACCGAUCAACUACCCUCGUCCGUCGCAAUGGCCGGCACAAAUAUGCGACUAAGCCCGCAUGCCUAUCGCGAGCUUCACUGGCACAAGCAAGGUGAAUGGGCAUUAAUGCUCAAUGGCAGCGUACGCAUUGCCUCCAUGAACGAAGCGGGCCAGACCUUUGUCGACGACGUCCAAGAAGGCGAUGUCUGGUUCUUCCCGCCAGGAAUCCCGCACUCGAUCCAAGCCUUCGAAAAUGGCUGUGAAUUCCUCCUGAUCUUCAACGAUGGCUCCUUCAGCGAAGAAAACACUUUCCUUCUCUCUGAACUCAUGUUGCGCAACCCGGAAUCCGUUAUAGCGAAAAACUUCCGCACAAGCGUCAAGACGUUUGAGAACAUCCCCAAAGAACAGCUUUGGAUCUUCCCCGGUACGCCCGCGCCGAAGAACAUUUCGGAGCAGAAUGUCACGGGCCCCGCUGGUGUGAUUCCAAAGGAGGGCGCGUAUACUUACCAUUGGAGCCAACAGGAACCUGUCAAGGUGCCGGGUGGUAGUAUUAAAAUCCUGGACCCGGCUACUUUCCCCAUCGCAAGCACCUUCUCUGCUGCUCUCAUCACCGUCGAACCCGGCGCGAUGCGCGAACUCCACUGGCACACCACAUCAGACGAAUGGUCGUACUUCCUUUCUGGCACCGCGCGUCUUACCGUCUACGAAGCACCAGCUGCGUCGCGCACAUUUGAUUUCUCGGCUGGGGAUGUCGGUUAUGUACCCGUACCUAAUGCGCAUUAUCUUGAAAAUACAGGAAAUGAGACACUGGUUUACCUCGAGGUGCUACAAUCGACGCAGUAUAGCGAUAUCAGCGUGAAUCAGUGGUUGGGGAUUACGCCGAGGCAAAUUGUCAAGGAUCAUCUCAAUGUGGAUGAUGCGUUCUUGGACACGUUGGGUUCGAGGAAGAGCAAGGACUUUGUGGUGCAAGGAAAUCCGGAUUUGACGGCGACGGAUUUUACGCCUGGACAGCAUGGUGGUGCUUAG
Molecule: messenger RNA, 1521 nt
Organism: Alternaria atra
Lineage: Eukaryota; Fungi; Ascomycota; Dothideomycetes; Pleosporales; Pleosporaceae
Exons: 3
Coding region: 1-1521 (506 amino acids)
Biological process (GO): oxalate metabolic process
Source: RefSeq, a predicted model, not a curated record